This is a messenger RNA of Chara braunii, 1882 nucleotides long. The record is from the annotation of a GenBank genome assembly. Lineage: Eukaryota; Viridiplantae; Streptophyta; Charophyceae; Charales; Characeae.
CGCGAGCCGUUGUGCGAGCAAGGAGGCUAGAUGAUUACCCCCGAAGCCCUCGCUAUGAGGCCGAUCGGGGUAGAGGCGACUCCCGCGGCCGAUGGGAGAGGGACGRCAGAUACGAGAGAUCGGACCGGGAUGGAUAUAGGGACGACAGAUACGAGAGGUCAGGUCGAGAUGGCCACAGAGGAAGUAGAUAUGAGAGAGGAGAUCGGGACUGGGAACGACAAGAUGGGUCGCGCGGACGGUUUGAGCGCGGGGGAGAAGCGAGAGAGCAGCGCGACGAAUCGCGGGGGUGGUACAACCGAGGGGACAAACGCGAUGAGUCCUGAGGACGAUAUGACUCGGGGGACCGCCGAAAUGAAUCGCGAGGGCGGUAUGAGCAAGGAGGGUUUGGAGGAGACCAGCGCAACGAUCCGCGCGGUCGGAAUGAGAAAGGGGAAUAUGGCGUCUCAUCAGAACCAUAUCCCAAACGACAGGGCAUCUACUCCGAGGAACUCAUGCGUUUACUGUAGAGGAGAAGAUCAUAUCAAGAGGGAUUGUCCGGACCUUAAACGGGCAAUAGAAGAGGGACUUGUCGUGCUUAACGACCGCAAGUACGUCAAGUGGGCAGAURAUCUCGGAGAUGUAUCGAUGUUCCCUUCGAUGAAAGAGAAUGUCGAAGCAAGGAGAAUAAAGGCGAGUAAAGGAAUGGAGCCGGUCAGGAGCCAGAGCAUCAAGAUAACCUUUGAGGGGGAUAUAGCGACCACACCCAUAAGGGUGGCAGCCACCAAGUCGGCGAGAGGGUCUACAUCGAAGAAAACUGACACGGAUUACGUGAUGGUGGAGAAGGACGGGCAGCGGGUCGAUGGAGAGGAGGUUAUCCUUUCGCCGCGAAAGCGGGGAGUGAAGAAGUUCUUAAUGAAGAGUUCGCUGAACGAGAUUGACACGGUUGAGCCACUGAGGCGGGCCCUUCGGCAACCGAUGCAGUGCUCUAUUCUGGAGUACUUGGCGGCAUCGAAGCCAGCUCGUGAUGAGUUACAGAUGAUCACGCAAAAGACUCGCAUACCUCUAUCGGAGGAGGGUCAGGCCCCUAAGGCGGAAACUUCUACAGUAACAGUAACGGGGCUGACUGCGGCGACAGUCCUUCUCGAUGGAAUUGAAGGUGUGCCUCCAGACAAGUUUUAUAUACUUGGUAGCGGGGUCGUGGAGACGAUUAUAAACGAGGAAGCGGUACUCGAUGCUGUGAUUGAUAACGGCAGUGAGGCUGUCAUCAUAGACGAGGACCUGGCGGUACAAGUUGGACUGGAUCUCGAUAGGUCAUACCUAUUCGAGAUAGAGACGGCUGAUGGGAGAAAGCAACAGAUCACUGGGGUUUGUCACAAGGCAAUCCUAGAGGUCCAAGGGGUGCGAGUGACCCUGCCUGUCUUUGCAGUCAAGAACUGCAGCUCUGACCUGCUCUUGGGUCGAACGUGGCUCAGCCACGUGCACGCGGUGACGAUAGAGCGACCUGAUGGGAGCCAAACAUUGUCCAUUAAGAAGCCAGACGGGACGCGGGUAAUGAUUGAGACAGUGGAGCCUCGGGAUCCGAGGAACAGAGCAGCUCUCGAUGUGGGUGCAAGAACCAGUGAUCAGAUUAAGUCGUUGCCUAUCUCCAGCCGCUCGGUGCGAUUUCGCGAGAAGAAAUAUGGACCACUGCUCACAGAAGAAGAAGGUCGGAUCGUGGAGGUGGAAGAUUUAGGAAGCCGGCUAAUAGUAGACGGCAACUCGUACCCGAAGGAAAAGGAUGAAGAAUUUGGCGGUGUGGUAUCCGUGUCUUUUUUAAGGGCACGGUUCCCUACGGGGGGCUCCCCAAGCGACACAAGCGAGUAGCUCAAAAAGUUAAGCCAGCGGCGGUAGGCCGCGAGCGAUC